UUUUCGAAGUUUCGCUAUGGCACUAGUACUCGUAAUAGCUAUGCCGGUUAUUAACGGCCAAUCGAGCACUACAUGCACCGGUGCAAUGGUCCGUAACUUCACCCCUUGCAUUAGCUUUCUUGCGAGCGGAUCAAACACAUCAACACCGUCCGUUGAUUGUUGCAAUUCGCUUAGAAGUCUCAUGAGCAACGGUCAAGAUUGCUUGUGCCUUAUGAUCACGGGAGGGGUGGCUUUUCAAGUCCCUCUAAACCAAACCCUAGCAAUGUCUCUUCCACGUGCUUGUAAGACCUCGGGCGUGCCGAUUGAGUGCAAAGAUACACAGAAUCCAGGUGAGGGUGGCUCAAGUAUGUCUCCUCCUAGUAAUAAAGCACCAGUUGAUCCACGGUUUUCGCCACCGGAAAGUGACAUCAUACCGACUCUGACACCGCCGGGAUUUCGGCCUAUUUUGACUUCGGCGGCGGCGCAUCCAUCGCAUAUUAAUGUUUUGCCAUCUCUUGUGGCAGUUUUGGGAUUCAUCCUCUUCGUCAAGGGCUAUUGAUAUUAUUUGUGAUUGUGUGUGUAUGCUUUUCUUUUUCUUUUUUGUAUUUUUUUUAUUAGAAAAAUGAUUUGUUGAGAUAA
This is a messenger RNA of Erythranthe guttata (spotted monkey flower), 618 nucleotides long. Its product is annotated as non-specific lipid transfer protein GPI-anchored 20. Lineage: Eukaryota; Viridiplantae; Streptophyta; Magnoliopsida; Lamiales; Phrymaceae. The record is from RefSeq and is a predicted model, not a curated record.